AUGGAUGAAAAUUUGCCUAAACUCAUCAAGGAAGUAUGGGAUAAAGACACUGAAGAUAGAAGUCAAUUCCACAGAGAUCAAUUUGUCAAUAAAGGAAAGCAAAAUGCCAAUGGCCAUCGUUGGAGCAUGAUAACAUACCGUGUUGCCCUUGCAAUCUACAUUCGGUCUCCAGCUGCCUUCAAUGCCUUGAAAAGUUUUAAGAUUCUGGAGUUACCUUCUACUAUAAGUCUUCAAACAUUUACAGCGGUUAGGAACCAUUCGCCUGGUGUUAAUGAGGACUACAUAGCAGAAAAAAGGAAGACUAUGAUUUGUUCUCAGAGGAAUCUUUGA
This is a messenger RNA of Rhopilema esculentum, 330 nucleotides long. Lineage: Eukaryota; Metazoa; Cnidaria; Scyphozoa; Rhizostomeae; Rhizostomatidae. The record is from RefSeq and is a predicted model, not a curated record.